AUGCCUGAAAUAGGUGUUUAUCCUUCUAGCGAGGUUAAUGCCUUUGCUACUGGACCAGCAAACGGAACUUUAAUUGCCUUUUCUAGUAAUUUAGUUAAUAUCAUGAAUGGUAUAGAUUUAACUGAAGAUGAAAACACCCAAGGAGGAGAACCUAAUUCCAUUUCCUUAUUAAAGUUUAACCCAGAAAAAAAACAUCGGGGCCUACUAGAUUUAUUUCGUACCCAUCCUACUCUGGAAAAUAGAAUUGAAAGGUUGGAAAAAUUAAAAAGAAAGAAUAGUAGCGUUGGAGUAAUCUAA
Molecule: messenger RNA, 297 nt
Organism: Entrophospora candida
Lineage: Eukaryota; Fungi; Glomeromycota; Glomeromycetes; Entrophosporales; Entrophosporaceae
Source: the annotation of a GenBank genome assembly